This is a messenger RNA of Plasmodium gallinaceum, 2181 nucleotides long. Its product is annotated as conserved Plasmodium protein, unknown function. Lineage: Eukaryota; Apicomplexa; Aconoidasida; Haemosporida; Plasmodiidae. The coding region runs from base 1 to 2181 and encodes 726 amino acids. The transcript has 2 exons. The record is from RefSeq and is a predicted model, not a curated record.
AUGUUUAAAAUUUCCCCUUAUGUACCAUAUAUAUAUAAAUGCUCAAAAAUAAAAAAUUUCAAAAAAUUUUAUAACGAUUUAAAAAAAAAAAAUUAUAUUGACUUAAUUAAUUUUUCUAAAGGGUUGUAUCUUUACUUGUGUAAUUUUCCUCAUAAACAAGAUGAACUACUAAUAAAUUUUGCAAAAACCUUAUUUAGAGAUAUAACAAAGAAUGAAUUAGUAAGAUGUGACAAAAAGGAUUUAUGUCUUUUAAUGCUUUUAUAUUUAAAAUGUAAAAAGGUAUGUAAGAAGUUUAUUCUUGAAAAAAAAGAAAUUAAUUACAUAAGUUCUGCUAUUGAAGAAAAUAUAGAUGAUUUUGACGAAGAAGAUCUUUCAACAGUUUUAACUUUUUUAAAUUGCACAAAUAAUUAUAAAUUAUAUGCAGACAGUAAUGCAGAAAAAAAUAAAGUAAAUACAAAUAUUACAAAGCAAAUAAUUGAAAGAAGUACUCAUUAUUUACAUAAUUUUAAUCAAAUGAAAAAUUUGUGCAUUUUAUAUAGUUAUUUGUGUAGAGAAAAUAUAAGUGUUCAAUUACAUAAUAAAAUUUUAAAGCAAAUUUUUAAUGGUUUAGAUAAAUGUGAAGAUACAGAUUUAACUAACAUAGUUUUUAAUUUUUAUUAUAUUAAUAGUUUUUUUUUCAAAAAUCUUUUAAAUAAAAUACUUGAAUUUUUUAUUUAUUACCAAAAUAAGUUAAAAAUAAGUGAUAAAAAAAAGUUAUGUGAAAUACAAAAAAAUGUUAACACAAUUUAUAAUUGCGAUAAAAAUGAAAAUAAAUAUGAGAAAGAUGGAAAAUUAAAUUUAAUAAGUUUAAGGAAAAAUAAAUUAAUUAACUACAUUGAAAAAUAUCAGAAUUUUAAAGAAUUUAUUGAUGAUAAAUUUGUUAUAAGUAAAAAUGAGAGUAAUUUGAAAGAUAAAAAUGUAAAUAUAACUUAUAAUAACUUAUUUAAUAUUUAUAACUGUAAUAUUUAUGUAUAUAGAUUUAUAAAUGAGUAUAAUAAAAUAUUUAAAAAACAUAAAAUAAAAAAACUUACUGAUCAAUGCAAUUUUGUCGAUAACGUUUGGAAAAAUUGCAGAUUAUUGUAUAAUUUUUACAUAUAUUUUAAAUAUUAUAUAAGUAGAUCAAAUUAUCAAAUAAAUAUAGAUGAUAUAAAAAAUGAUGUAAUAAAUAAUUAUAAUUUUAAUAUAUAUAAUUCAAAAUUAUAUAGUAAUAUUUUUACUCCUAAUAAUAUUAAAAUAUUUAUGUACAUAUAUAGUAAUGGAGUAAAUUAUCAUUAUCAUUACUUUAAUGGGUGUAGGGAAUUUUUAAAUAAAUAUAUAUUAGAUAUUCUCCAAACAAAUUCAAAAAAGGAAAAAGAAAAAGAAAAAAACACAGUUAAGCUAAUAAAUAAUGAACAUAUUAACAUUUUGUUAAAUAUUUUAAAUCAAAUGAGUAUAUAUAAUGAUAAUAUAUAUAAUUUAAUAAUGGAUAAUUUUAAAAUAAAUCAAAAUUAUACCUUAAAGACAACUAUAUUAUUGCUACAAUUUUCUUUUUCUCAUGGAUGUAAUCAUGAAUAUUAUAUUCUUUACAAAUAUAUAAACAAAAUAAUAGAUGAUCAUAUUAUAUUUGAUAGUAUUUUUUUUCCUAAUAAUUAUGGAUACUUAUUUUUUCCACCUUUUAUUUUUAAUAACAAAAUAUACACACUAUAUAUAAAAACAUUUUUGAAAUGUUGUACACAUUAUUUAAGAAAAAAAGAAAAUAUACAGAGUUACAAAUUAAAUGAUGAACUAUUUUAUUUUGGUUUAUGUUACAAUAUAUUAUUGUAUCAAGAAAAAAACAAAUUAUUUUUAAAAUUUUUUAAAUUAGAUGAUUUACGAAAAAUUUAUGAAUUUCUUCACAAAUUUGAAAAAAUAACAAAAAAAAAUUCUUCGUAUAUAGAUAACACGAAAACAAAAAAAUUAAAUAUAUAUUAUUUUUUUCUUCAAAAGAAUAAAAUUAAAAAUUUAUUAAAAUAUAUUGAAAUAUCCUAUAGUCAAAUUGAAAAUAUGUAUAUAAAUUUUUUUAAUUUUUUUAAUAUUCAUCAAAAUUAUUCUUAUAUAUACAUAAAUUAUGAUAACCAUUACUACAUUCCAUCUAUAGUCCCAUCAAUAAUAAUUCAAAAGUAA